This is a messenger RNA of Microplitis demolitor, 1087 nucleotides long. RefSeq lists its product as uncharacterized. The transcript is spliced from 3 exons. The record is from RefSeq and is a predicted model, not a curated record. The coding region runs from base 14 to 973 and encodes 319 amino acids. Lineage: Eukaryota; Metazoa; Arthropoda; Insecta; Hymenoptera; Braconidae.
UGACUCUUGAAUCAUGAUCAUCAUUACUUUACUUCCAUUUUUACUCGCGGCCAGAUUAGAGUCUGGCCAAGACCCGACCAUCUGGAAAUAUGGUGCAGAAGUGACAUAUCUCGUACAAAAUCAUGCACUAAAAAAAUACCCGUUAGGUCAGAGUGAGUCCAAAAACUCUGACAUGACUUUUGAUUUAAAAACAAUGCUGACAUGCCAAUCAUUGGAAACAAAAGCCCAUUGCUUUUUCCACGACACGGUAAGUAAAUCGACGGUUGCUGGCAACAACAAACAUGCAAGACCUGAUGCUCAGUACAUUGAGCGAGAUAUCUGGACAAAGAAAGUCCUCCAACAGGACACAAUGACAAUUGAUUUCACCAAAAAUGGAAUAACUACUGUCUGGGUUGCCAAAGACGUCGAUCCAAUGGGCCGCAAUAUGAUGGCAGCUCUUGCGAUGCCACUCAAUAUCGGCCUGGAUUUUUCCUCAGAAGUAACUGGCAACUAUGAGACAAAAGCCAACACCUCUAAAGGAAAUUGUCUGACUAAAUUUCUGGUAACCCAAUCAGCGGCCGCAAGUCAUCAGAAAAAGUUUCCCAUGGAUUUAUUUCUCAUUGCCCAAGCCAAUCAACCUCUUAAUCGGCCCAUUGAGAUCACUCGCAUGAUGGAAGCUGGUGACAAGUGUCACGAUAAAUUCUUCGUUUAUUCGUUUUUCGCCAACAGGGAAUUGCGCGAUGCCAAACAAACUGACGUGGAAUAUCAAUUAAAUGCCUUUGAAAAUUUCAUGACCAUCAGCAAUGCCAACUUUACAUCAUUUUCAAAAGUCAAAGUAUCAAUAACUGAUCAUCGCGAUCAAUCUAAAUAUACUCUUGAAGAAUCUAUAAGUUUGACUCUGCAAAAAAUCAAUCCUAUUCUAUGUGAGCUACACGGAUACAACGAGUUCAACAAAGAUUGUACCAGUGAAAAAACUGCCAAUCACGCUGGAUAAAUUUUCGUAAAGCUCCCAAUCACUUACAAUUUUUAAAUUAAUUAUGUUCUUAUUAAUAAAGCUUUUAAAUGUAAAAUUAAACUGAAAAAUAUCAAAUAAAGAGUAACACAAUAA